GCCACGGCCGCACAGUCGCCAGUUGAUUCGCCAUCAGACUGCCGUAGUUUAUUUUCGGAGUUUCACGAUGAUACAGCGGUGAUACGAAGAAAAAAUUUGUGAUUUAAAUAGGUUUAGUGAUUUUUAUAUCGUGUUGAUGGCUGUUUCCGAGAUGUGAAAAAAGUGUAAUAUAUAUUGUUAUAACCGUAAAACGGACUUCUUUAUAAAGUUUUUCCAGAAACAUGUCACUGCCGAUGCUACGCCGUUGUUGCGGGUGUAUCUCGUUAGAAAGGGGAUGCCUUCUACUAGCUAUAAUUUCUAGUGUGAGCUGUAUAUUGUACAUAAUAGCGGGAUGCUGGAACCUCCCACAGCAUAUGGAAAGAGAAAAAGAAGAUAAUCUUAUAUCCAUGACAAUGAUCAUGUUUUCAUCGCUUUCCCUCAUCAGUAACUUGUUUGUUCUAAUCGGUAUUGCAAGGAGGCGACCGAACUAUCUCCAACACUCUCUAAUGUGCAACUCCAUGUUCAUACUCUGUAUCUUCCUUGUGGUGACAGUAACUUGUAUAUAUAGUCCAGAGUUCAAACCCUAUAAACAAUCCUCAGUGAAUAUUGUCCUUAUUGUAAUUGCCUGGCUAUGUGGAGCUGCUUACUCAAUGUACUAUUUGAUAAUAGUGAACAGUCUUUAUUUAAAAAUGAAGUUUUCAUACAGUGAAACUGGCUUGCCUAUGUAAACUGGCUGUUUGCAUUUAUUCUUGUCGAAACUGCAACGUUCCAAUAAGAUUCACGCUACCAGGAACAAUAUGGUAGAGGGUCUACUGGUGAGGUCAAUGGCCUAGAAGCUACGUAAAGAAACUGCAGACUACUGCUACGAGAUGGCGCUAAAAUAUAUUUGUAUAGUACAAGAUAUAGUUCUCUGUACGUGAGUUUGCAAAUAUAAUAGGCAUUUUUAUUGACUUUUGUAAUUAAAUUAUUUGCGUGUACGUGCUAAAAUACGUGCCGAGAUUUGUAUUAUAUCAAAUUAAGAGGUUCUAAAAAUUGAAUCGAUAAAAUUUUACACUGUUUUAUUUAAGUACUCACUCAUCACUUUUAAUCAAAUUUUAUAUACACUAUGAUGAAACGGCCAGCUAGAGGAUUAACAAAACAGUAUAAUUAAAUUGCUUUGUGGUUAAGUGUACAUCGCUUAUGUCAUGUGUGAUAUUUUAACUAAGCCAAAACUAAAUAUAACGUAAACUAGU
Pieris napi is the source of this 1211-nucleotide messenger RNA. RefSeq lists its product as uncharacterized. The record is from RefSeq and is a predicted model, not a curated record. Lineage: Eukaryota; Metazoa; Arthropoda; Insecta; Lepidoptera; Pieridae. Bases 222 to 707 code for a protein of 161 amino acids. The transcript is spliced from 6 exons.